This is a messenger RNA of Tuber melanosporum (Perigord truffle), 1966 nucleotides long. RefSeq lists its product as uncharacterized. Bases 283 to 1608 code for a protein of 441 amino acids. Lineage: Eukaryota; Fungi; Ascomycota; Pezizomycetes; Pezizales; Tuberaceae. The record is from RefSeq and is a predicted model, not a curated record. The transcript has a single exon.
CUCCACGUCCCCCUUUUUCUCUCCUCCAGCCUACUUGCAUUUUCAUCGCGCACACCCACUCGCUCCCAUAUUGCCACAUCCUUCAUACCUUCUAUCUCCUUUUUGUCCAUCUUAUAAGACUCCCUCCCCUCUUUCUACCUUGCCUGGUAACAUUCAACCAAUAUCUAUACAAACUGUUUUCACACUCUGCUUACCGCAUUGCAAUCUCCUCCGGUACUUUCACUACUUCACCCUCCCUAACACAAACUGUCCUACGAAGCAGCUACCUAACUCGCAGCCAUCAUGUCGAGCGCAAUGAAGAAGCUUAAGCUUCUGCACCACCUCACGGCCGCUUCAGCUGGCGCUACCACAUCCACUGGUGCUUUACCCCCGACCUCCUGCGCACAACAGCAACCAAUACCGCCAAUCCCACCUCCUAUCCCCCAAACAAAUUUACCUUCUGCGAAAUACAACAACAAUCACGCCGAGAUGACCCAAGCCUUACGGUCGGCCCGGCAUGCAUUGAACCUGCUCAAUUCCCCUUCAACCCAAACUGCUCCGCAGGCACUUCACCACCAACCCGAAUCGUUUAGGGCUUCGCCUUAUACCCUUCACCAUUCCACACCCAGGGCAUCGACAUGUCUAUUGCCUCAGGCGUUUAUGGUUUUGACGCCUAAUGAUCCUCAUCCAGCAAUUUGCCUACCUGCGUCACCCCCCCCCCCCUCUCGGCCUCCACCUAACCACCAUAGCCACAACCAUCAUCAUAAUUCCUCUGCUCUGCUCACACCUAUCCAGAUCAACCCACCAAUUCAACAGGUUCUUCUCUCCGAACAGGCUGUGCCAAGAGGCAAUACAACCAUUUACUCCUCCCGCCCACCCAUUGCUCCAGCCUUGUCUGUUGUUCCUCACCACGCCUAUCAGAACUCUAUGCGUCAUCGAAAUCCCCAGAAGCGUCCUCGUUUGACGGCUGAGGCUGUUUCAAAGAUCGGCAAAGACACCCGCCUUGCCCGCUGGGAACGUGUUGUCGGCUUUGUACGCGAUCAACGAAACACAAAUCCCGCAGCUGCAUCUGAUUCGACCACUGGCGCUGACCUUGCUUUGUUUGGUACGUCGGGUAUAGUCAAGGAAAUCGAGCGUAAAAACGAAAUUCUUGACCUUUUGGAUGUUGAGGAGCAGGCUUCGCGUAGCCUUUGGUCUGGUGGCAGUGGAGGAACGAACGGUGUUGACGAGUUUGUUUGGAGCGAAGACGAGGAUGACGAUGACUUCCGCAAAGAUGCUGAGAACCAAGCUGUGUUGGAUGAACACCGCCGUAGACUCGAUGCCCUAUACCCAGAUGAGGUCGCCGAAGAGGUGAUUGCAGAGGGUGCUGAGGUUGGUGUGUUCGAAUUGGAAGACCACAGUGCGGAGGCUACAGUCAAAGACUUCGAGAUGGACAUUGCCGGAGACAACGCCAGACCCCGCCCUCGCAGCUCGCCCAUCGGCACCGUAGAGAAGGUCGAUGGGGUGAAGCAAUAUCUGGAAUCGUUGAAAACCAGUGGGGUGCCGGAAUUGAAUCGGCGGAGCGAGUUGGAGACCGGUAUCGAUAGACUGAUAGCAAGGGAUAUUAGAAGGUUUUCCGCAGUCUACUAAUCUCUUUUGUUUUUAGUUUUUGGCUAGAGGAUUAUGGGGCGCUAUACCAUUCAUGCAUUCAUAGCGGCUUGUGUUUUGGUUCUUGUGCUUCACUUUUCCACCGUUCCUAGGCGCUCUAGAUGGGGAGCGCCGGUGCACCAAGGGAAAAGUGCAAAGUAUAAAGGUUCUUGAUUUUUUUUAUUAAGGGUUUUCACGGUUUGUCUUAUAGCUGUAUAUUUUAUCCUCUCGAGUAUUUUAGCUUCUCUACUCCUGCAUUUAAUCUCUACUUUAAUGGUACAUAGCUGCACGCCGAGCAUAAUCGCCAGAAAACAUCGAUCUCUAGAGCUAAAUAAAAUUGAUACAAUCGCUUCUCUAAAAA